AUGCCGCUUCGUGGAACUCCAAGCGCCCCUAAAUUUGAUGGAAGUGCACGAGACCUAAUUCGGUACUUUGAAGAUGUCAGUCAACUUGCCAACGCCGCGAACCUUACUCCAGCACAAGCGAUCAAAGCAUGUCUCCGUUACAUCCACAGAGACGAUGCAGGAACUUGGGAAACGUUAGAAGAAACAGGCAAGGCCGACUUUGACAAAUUUGUUGACGCGGUCAAAACCCUGUAUCCGGGUUGUGAAAGUGACAAACAGUAUAUGAGAGCUGACCUUGAGUUCUUGGUAAACGCACAAACGGCCAAGCCUAUGCAGUUGCAGGAUGAUGUGGGAGCGUAUUUGCGGCAGUUCUGCCGCGUCUCUACCUUUUUGAUCAAAAAGAAAUGCCUUGCAGAGAACGAGCACGACCGUUUGUUUUUGGAAGGAUUCCAUCCUGACAUUCAAACCCGCAUCCGACGUCGAUUGGAGAUUAAGGAGCCCGACCUACACCCUGACGAUGCAUAUACUCAAGCAUCUGUGUUGGAAGCGGCGCUCUUUCUUCUUCAAGGAUCGACGCCGCUCCAAGCGCAAUCCAUAUCGCCUUCACCGAACCCAGCUGCCCAACCAGUACAACGUACCUUUGCGCCGUCCACGCCUCCACCCGCAUCGCCCAGCAUUGUUGUUAAACAAGAAUACGUCCUAAGCGAAUCACGACCACCACCAAUCUGCUAUUUCUGCGGCCGCACUGGUCACACGACUAAAAUGUGUAGGGAUAUAGACACAUAUAUGGCAUCAGGAAAAGUCGCUCAGACUAGUGAAGGUCGGGUCGUGUUGGCUGACGGAUCGAGAAUCCCCACAGUUUCAGGAACGACGAUGAAAGACCAAGUAGACAUCAUUGUGACGGAACGCCGUCUACGCGAGGUAUCAUCGCAUGCAGUAGCAGGGCUAUUCGUUUGUUCAGGGCCAGAAAUUGACAUCGAACUCGACAUAGAAUCUUCCGCCUUCCUGCAGACACAGACUACGAAUGAAGACAAAGGUGAAGAAGACCCAGAUGUCACCAUGGUUCACUUCAAAACCCCUGCCUCGCCUAACACUAGUGUGCCUGCAAGCAACUCAAAGUCAUUUGAUGAAAUAGUAUCCCCGCAAGUGAAGGACGCUAAUGAACAAGCAAAGCCGCAUGUCACACAGGUACCAAGGAUAACAGCCGCCCCAAACGCGCAAUAUUCGCAUUACUUUCUGCUUGAAGACCCGACUGCAAGAAAGCGCGUCCUAGACAGUGUCAUGCAGACGACAGUGCCAAUACCCAUUCAAGAUAUCCUGUCGAUCGCACCAGAGCUUCGGAAGCAAUUUAAGGAUCAGACGACGACCUGA
This is a messenger RNA of Suillus paluster, 1350 nucleotides long. RefSeq lists its product as uncharacterized. The record is from RefSeq and is a predicted model, not a curated record. The coding region runs from base 1 to 1350 and encodes 449 amino acids. The transcript has a single exon. NCBI's taxonomy places the organism in Eukaryota, Fungi, Basidiomycota, Agaricomycetes, Boletales, Suillaceae. Gene Ontology annotation, molecular function: nucleic acid binding; zinc ion binding.